ACAACUCGCGUCGCGAAUCUUUUUGAUAUCAGAAAGAAGUGAUUCUAAUUCUAGCCUCGCUGUCAUAAUUCGUAAAUCGUAAUCUAUUUCGCUGUUGUACACGUAGUGAGAUAUAGCUGGCCAGCGAAAAAGAAAACGCAAUUUAUCCAUUACAUUGCAUGUCGAUGUAUUUAUUAUCGAAAAUAUCAUUGCAUCCACCGAUUUCAACACCAAAAACGACUAUUAAAAAUAGUGUAUAGUGCUUGCUAUCUGUUGCUAGCUGAACAAUAAAUGUGUGAUCCAAAACUUGUAUUGUUGAAAAAGUGCUGAAAACUUUUUAGUAGUUAGUAAAACCUUUCCAGACUUGCUCAAAGAUAGUGACCGUGUGAAUACGUGCAACAAAGUGCAACACUGCUUCCCCGGAAGAAACCUUAAAAUUGAUACAAUUUCGAAGGCGUCAUCAGCUAGAAAAGUGAUAUAGAACGACGUACUAUCGCUAGCGUUACUACAACACCUCAACCUGAAUUAUUUACGUGUUGCCGUAUCAGUGAAUGGCGAUAAAGUGAUUGUAGUGGAUGCUUGAGGAGGAUAAUGUUUCACCUUUGAUUUGCUUUCUUUCAUGCGGUUUGUAAAACCAUCGAAUCAGUUCAGAAGCGAUUUGUUGUCAGUCGGGUUUUCAAGUUCUCGCGUUGCGCAUACGGUACUCUCGAAGUACAUCAACCCUUCAAGCAAUUAUCUGGAAGGCAGUGUUUAAUUGAGAGAAAGUUGUUUUUCGUGUUCUCGCAUGAUACAUUGUUAAGGAUAAGCUUCGGUAAAAGCCUUGGCUAAAAGUUAAUUUAAGAAGUUAGUCGAAAUAGUGUAAAACCAAAAAUGGCAGGCCUAUGGUCAAUGGUCAAACAGUCCACGCUGGUGCAUCUCUGCUUUGCGAUAUCGUAUUUCACAUCCGGAUUAGUAAUCAACACUGCACAAUGCGUGCUCUAUUUUGGACUCAAGCCCUUCAACAAGCGACUGUAUAGGAAGAUUGGAUACUAUCUAUGUUAUUCCUUCUACUCGCAAUUGGUCUUCUUGGCUGACUGGUGGUCUGGCUCAACACUCUACAUAUACAUCAGUGAGGAAGAUCUUAAAUAUUGUGGAAAAGAACACGUGCUGUUGCUGAUGAAUCAUUGCUACGAAAUUGAUUGGCUAGUAGGAUGGGUGUUCUGUGAAAAAGUUGGUGUAUUAGGUAACUGCAAAGCGUACGCCAAAAAGGUCAUUCAGUACAUCCCAACUAUAGGAUGGGCGUGGAAAUUUGCUGAGUUUGUUUUCCUGGAGCGAUCGUUCGACAAAGAUAAGGAAAUCAUCGGCCUUCAAAUCAAGGAAAUAAUGGAUUAUCCCGAUCCAGUGUGGCUUCUCCUAAAUGCAGAGGGAACACGUUUCACCGAGAAGAAGCACGAAGCUUCCAUUCAAUUUGCUCGAGAGCGUGGAAUGGCCGAAUUGAAGCACCAUUUGAUUCCAAGGACCAAAGGUUUUACUGCAAGUUUACCGCAGCUGCGAGGCAAAAGCACAAUCUUAGAUAUUCAGCUUGCAAUUAGUAAAGAUUCUCUUGUCAAGCCGACUAUUUUCAACAUACUGAACGGCAAACCAGUUGUAGCCCACAUGCAUAUCCGUCGUAUACCCUUAGACACCGUACCCGAAGAUGAAGAACAAGCUGCUGAGUGGUUACAAGAGCUUUUCCGUCAAAAGGACAUUAUGCAAGAGAGCUUCCAUAACCAUGGCGAUUUCUUCACUGGUUCCAACAUCACACGAAAAGUUCCGAUCAAAAUGCAGCCCCGAUUGCACACGCUUGUCAAUAUGGCAGCAUGGAACGUGGUAACAGUGGUUCCAAUGUCAUACUAUCUCGUGCAACUGCUGGUCAGCGGAGAAAUUAUGUACUUUUCGAUUGGUACAUCGGUUCUUGUUGCUUUUUACGCGCUUAUGGUAAAGGCUAUCGGGAUGUCGAAAAUCAGUAAAGCAUCAUCUUAUGGUUCGGAAAAAGUGAACGGUCACAGUGAUCAAAACGGAUCAUCCACCGAUGAAACUACCAAAACUAAAUAGAACAAGUAGCUUUUUAUACUUAUGUAUUUGUAUGUGUAGUGUGUACGUCGUUGUAUCCUUAUUGGGCUUUUGGCCCCUCGAACCCGGCCUGUAGUUUAGCUAAUCCUCUCCGAAAUAUUAUAUUUUCUCCAGUUUUUGGAGGUCACUAUUUUUGCUCCAAGCAAAAUACCAUUCUGUGCGGGAACAAAGCCUUCCGAAACUACGAACGCACGAUCACGCGUUAAGCCACCAACACCGUCAUGCCAAAUUUUUGCUGGACAUUUUUAUAUUUAACUUUUUUGAACGGAGGUAGCAAUGAAUAGCACCGGACUGUUCGGAACGGUGAUUCCUGGUGAAAUCAUUCUUUAAAAGAAGAGAGUACGGAAAAAUUGAGUAAUGAUGUAUUGUUGUUACUAGUUUAUGCCCUUGAUAGAAACAUAUUUCCCUAUACAAGAAUAAAAAAACGAUUGCGCGGUAUGUGAACUCAAGAAACAGGAAACAAGAGCAACUAUGAGAGAAUGAUCUAUUUAUUACCAAUUUUUCGGUGAGAUAUAGUUUAUACUGUGCAGUGCGCGUGUGCAUUGCAGUUAUUGCGAUAAAAGUUUGAAUGCAGACAAGCAGAAGCAGGAACUCAGUGUAAUCACUGGGCAUUCUAUCGAACCAGUGAAAAAAACUCAGUACAAAUUUUACCACCUUCCAAGCGAUUUCGUUACAUUUUCAUUUUGUCAAAAUUAAGUCUACCAUCAAAUUUAACCAAUGCACGAUAUUAAUUCUGUCUUGAUUCUGUGUUUGAAAUUAUCCACACAGCAAAUAAUUACUUUAUGAAUAAGAAAAUAAUUAUUAAUGAUAAGUAAGAAUGACUUUUUUUGCAAAGUGAAGAAGACUAAAAAUGAAACCAAAUUAAGCACAAAAAAUCUAACUUAACCACGUCUGUUGCGCAAAGGUUUAAUUAACCUCAGUUAACUACAAAACAGUCAGACAUAAGUGCAAACGUUGAAGCCGAGCUUCCCUGUUAACAACUUAAAUAUUAUUUUUGCUACCUUAGAAGAAACAGUUUUGAAUUUUGCGAGUGUUUAGUUUAUUUUUCUGUUAGGUUAGUGCUACCUUAUUACAUCAACUGAAUUCAGCAGAAUAUACUAAUAGCGUACAAAUCAGACACUGAGAAAUGCAAUUAUCUACGGUUUGAGAAAUAAAGAUUGUUUUUAAUUGUUAGGAUCGGUA
Messenger RNA from Ochlerotatus camptorhynchus, 3252 nucleotides. Its product is annotated as 1-acyl-sn-glycerol-3-phosphate acyltransferase delta-like. The record is from RefSeq and is a predicted model, not a curated record. Gene Ontology annotation, cellular component: endomembrane system. Gene Ontology annotation, molecular function: 1-acylglycerol-3-phosphate O-acyltransferase activity. NCBI's taxonomy places the organism in Eukaryota, Metazoa, Arthropoda, Insecta, Diptera, Culicidae. The transcript has 5 exons. The coding region runs from base 850 to 2052 and encodes 400 amino acids.